Chaetomium fimeti is the source of this 1338-nucleotide messenger RNA. RefSeq lists its product as uncharacterized. The transcript is spliced from 3 exons. Lineage: Eukaryota; Fungi; Ascomycota; Sordariomycetes; Sordariales; Chaetomiaceae. The record is from RefSeq and is a predicted model, not a curated record. The coding region runs from base 183 to 1202 and encodes 339 amino acids.
CAGCCACUAUCCACCACGCGUUUUGUACAACAGGUCCCCGGUUCCCCAAUAAAUUGAACUUUUUAACCUUCCCUGUUGGAGGGCAGAUAACACCUGAUAUGUCUUGUGGAUUUAACUUACUCCACUUCCGUGGAUCACUAACCAUUUCAACAACCGCUCUAUGAUCAGUCCAUUGCCCCAGAAUGUCCUCUUUUAGCGACCUCGAGAAGUCUAUCUCUGAUUUCUUUUCGAAAGCAGGAGCGGGUACCUCCAGGGGUCAAUGUGACGCAUUUGCCAACCGAACAUUUGGAGGGCCAGUUGCUCCGGUUUCGGUCCAGGGCAGUUGUAGCUACACCGUCACGAAUGGUACAACCAUCAUCCAGUUCCGGGAACCAGAAUCGCCGCUGGAUAUACAAAUUCUGCCGGCUGUUCAAGCUGUUCACCCCGGCAUUGUUGCCAACCACUCUUUCCAUGGGACCAUUGGCGAAUCCCCGGCGCUCCACGUUUACUCGAUGGACGUACUCCCCGGAGACAAUUAUUUUGAUAUAUCCCUCUCUCUCAUGGACCAUGACUUGGAUCACCGAUUGGCCACUGUCCAUGGUCUAGCAAGGUUUUUUACACAGUCGUGGCAGAAUGGUACGGGUAGCCGUCCAAAUCCGAAGUCCAUCGCCGCAGCCUUUGAAGUCUGCUGCUCUAGCUUCGACUACCUCCGCCGCAACCUCCCCUCCCGUUUCCAGAACACCAUCACCCAGGUUAGGGACAGCCUCCCGGCCCUUUUCUCUAGAGAGUACCCAUGGGUCCCAACGCACGGCGACUUGAGCGAGAGAAAUAUCCUCGCCAACCCCGCGACUGGCGAGAUUACGGGAAUUAUCGACUGGGCUGAAGCCGGCAUCCUGCCCUUUGGUUUUGCGCUCUACGCGCUUGACAGUCUGCUGGGUUACCUUGGGUGGGUGUUUUAUCACGCCGCUGACUACCUGCGGGAUGAGUUCUGGAGGGUCUUCCGUGAGGUGGUCGGGGGGGUGUCCCAAUCCGAGAUGGAGCUUAUUCAACUUGCGAGACAGGUUGGACUGUUCCUCCGCUACGGCAUCCCAUACAAGCCCGGACGCAAGGGAGUGGUUGGAGUUGGGGGUGCGAAUAAUACCUCCCUCAAGAUACUCGACGGCCUCAUCCCGGCCGAAGAGAAGCCUGCCCCAACACCUAGCGCUCAUGAUGUGACGGUCUAGUUUUCUUGUCAACCAGCCCGGCGCCGAAGGCCAUGGAGAUAGAACGCUGCGAUGGAUUUACGGUUGGGCGUGGGGAUGCAUGUAAUAUCGAGUUACAACGAUGACGGACGCAACAAGUGGGAGGACAAGGGGGUGG